Molecule: messenger RNA, 3135 nt
Organism: Diceros bicornis minor
Lineage: Eukaryota; Metazoa; Chordata; Mammalia; Perissodactyla; Rhinocerotidae
Gene: ANKRD13C
Product: ankyrin repeat domain 13C
Exons: 13
Coding region: 1-1641 (546 amino acids)
Cellular component (GO): cytoplasm
Molecular function (GO): protein binding
Source: RefSeq, a predicted model, not a curated record
AUGACCGGGGAGAAGAUCCGCUCCCUGCGGAGGGACCACAAGCCCAGCAAAGAAGAAGGGGACCUGCUGGAGCCGGGCGAUGAGGAAGCGGCGGCUGCCCUCGGCGGCACCUUUACCGGAGGCAGGAUUGGCACCGGCGGCGGCGGCAAGGGCGGCAGAGCCUGUCAUAAGAUCUUCAGUAACCAUCACCACCGGCUGCAGCUGAAGACAGCUCCGGCCGCCUCCACUGCCCCCGGCGCCCCGGCCCUGCCGCUGCACAAUUCCGCUGUGACCGCCGCCUCCCAGUCCCCCGCUCUCCUAGCGGGCACCAGCCCCCUCGCUGUCGUCGCAGAUGGAGGCACUUGCCCCGCUCACUACCCGGUGCACGAGUGCGUCUUCAAGGGGGAUGUGAGGAGACUGUCCUCCCUCAUCCGCACGCACAAUAUCGGGCAGAAAGAUAAUCACGGAAACACUCCUUUACAUCUCGCUGUGAUGUUAGGAAAUAAAGAAUGUGCCCAUUUACUUUUGGCUCACAAUGCUCCAGUAAAGGUGAAAAAUGCUCAGGGAUGGAGCCCGCUGGCGGAAGCCAUCAGCUAUGGAGAUAGACAGAUGAUUACAGCUCUUUUAAGGAAGCUUAAGCAGCAGUCCAGGGAAAGUGUUGAAGAAAAACGACCUCGAUUAUUAAAAGCCCUGAAAGAGCUAGGUGACUUUUAUCUGGAACUUCACUGGGAUUUUCAAAGCUGGGUGCCUUUACUUUCCCGAAUUCUGCCUUCUGAUGCGUGUAAAAUAUACAAACAAGGUAUCAAUAUCAGGCUUGACACUACUCUCAUAGACUUUACUGACAUGAAGUGCCAACGAGGGGAUUUAAGCUUCAUUUUCAAUGGGGAUGCGGCACCCUCUGAAUCUUUUGUAGUAUUAGACAAUGAACAAAAAGUUUAUCAGCGAAUACACCAUGAGGAAUCAGAGAUGGAAACAGAAGAAGAGGUUGAUAUUUUAAUGAGUAGUGAUAUUUACUCAGCAACUUUAUCAACCAAAUCAAUUUCUUUUACACGUGCCCAAACAGGAUGGCUUUUUCGGGAAGAUAAAACAGAAAGAGUAGGAAACUUUUUGGCAGACUUUUAUCUGGUGAAUGGACUUGUUUUAGAAUCAAGAAAAAGAAGAGAACAUCUCAGUGAAGAAGAUAUUCUUCGAAAUAAGGCCAUUAUGGAGAGUUUGAGUAAAGGUGGAAACAUAAUGGAACAGAAUUUUGAGCCGGUUCGAAGACAGUCCCUUACCCCUCCUCCUCAGAACACUAUUACAUGGGAAGAGUAUAUAUCUGCUGAAAAUGGAAAAGCUCCUCAUCUGGGUAGAGAACUGGUGUGCAAAGAAAGUAAGAAAACCUUUAAAGCCACGAUAGCCAUGAGUCAGGAAUUUCCCUUGGGAAUUGAGUCAUUAUUGAAUGUUUUGGAAGUAAUAGCUCCCUUCAAGCACUUUAACAAGCUUAGAGAAUUUGUUCAGAUGAAGCUUCCUCCAGGCUUUCCUGUAAAACUAGAUAUACCUGUGUUUCCUACCAUCACAGCCACUGUGACUUUUCAGGAGUUUCGAUACGAUGAAUUCGAUGGUUCCAUCUUUACUGUACCUGAGGACUACAAGGAAGACCCGAGCCGUUUUCCUGAUCUUUAGCUGACACGGAAAAGGAUGCCAUCUAACCAAGGAAAGCAAAAGAAUGCAGAGACCUCAGAAGUGAAUCCAAAUAGAAGGGACAAAUGCUUUCAGUGAAGAAAAGGGAAUUACAUUGAAUCGACACAUCAGUAAUAUGAUAUAAUGAAAUGGACCUCUAAGAGAAUUUUAGCAAGUUUUCUGAUGUGCCAUUUUCAAUCUUUUUAAAAAUAUACAUACAUAAGCGUAAUAGUUUGACACCUUAAUGACCCUAAGUCCUUCUUAUGUAAAACAGCUCUGAGUGCUGUGAUUUGUUUUUAAAAAUUUUUACACUUCUUGUUGAAAUAUAUAUGCAUAUAAGUAUAUCUAUAUCUAUAUCUAAAACACUCCUGGACCAUUAACAUAAAUUAAAUGUCUUAAGAGAUAUGAAGCCCUUUUAAACUUGUCAUCUUAUAUUCAAGGUGACAUUUAUAAAUAUUCCUUCAAGCUUUGUUUUCAUAAAAUGUAAACUAUGUAACAUUAUGUAUAGUUCAGUAAUUUGAAUGUUUGUUCAAUAUAAUGAACUAGAAGGAAUGCAGUUUUCUGUAGAUGAAUGAACCAAAUGGUAACCAUUAAACAAUUGCAUUUUAUAUGUUGCAAUACAUUCAGAAGAAGCGUUCACUCUGCAGGGAAUAAGGUACCUCCUUUAGCACCUUAGUGCAAUUCAUUGUGGUGCUAUUUGUUUUUACCUGAAUUCUUUCUUCAAUGGAAAAUGUUUGUUACUAAUCUUCCUUUCAUAGAACCUCUAUUUUUUUUUUUCUAAACUUGAGUUUAAAAGUCCUUUUGGUGUUGAUGAUAAGGUAUGGUUAGCAUGCUUAAAGAUAUUCCUCUUCCAAAUCUCAGCACUUUAAAAAAAAUUCCAAAUUUUUAAAUGUGCUUCCUAAUAAGUGCACAUCAUUCUGAUUAUUUGCUUUGUAGUGGAAUAUGGAUGCAUUCAUGUCAGUUUUAAAAAAGAACUCACAUAUUUUGGACAUCCCUACAUAUUUAAUACUUUCAAAGUAAGGUAAAAACAUUUUAUAUGCUAACAGAAUAUAUUUGUUACAAGUUAAAUUCCAGAAACAUACACAAGAUCGACAAUUCCUACUGUUUAUUUUUUUAAAUCACAAGAAAAUAUUUAUUGAUUUUAAUUAUCUCCAAAGUGUUAAAAUCAUGCAUUACUCAUUUUUGCACUUAAAAUUUUUCAUAUUUAUUCCAAGAUGGUUUGAAGGUCCAAGAAUGAAAAUAAAUUAGGGAGAAUAAUGUGUAACGGUCAUCAAAUGUUAUGUUUUAUUAAAGAGCCUAGCUGAAAAAAUGUUUUUUAAAUGUAUCCUGAUAAAUGCAUCUGUCAAGUUUUUUAGAGUGACCGGUAGUUUAAACUUUUUCCAGGAUUUUAAAUAAUUUGAAUGAGUUUAGAGACCUUUAUUGAAGAGAUGAUUUAUUUAAAAAAUCCAAAGCAUCAACCAUAAGAAAAUUUUUAUAAUAAACAUCUUUAAAGCUGCA